AUGGCCGAAUUUGAUAGACUGACAAACCAAACAAAGUACAAGGAAGUGUUGAAGCAGUUUUUUAAGUUUGCAGAGUCGGUGCAUUCUAAUUUUUUGAGUAAUCCGUAUGCUCUCACUGUAUCCUCUGGGUUGCUGCUCACUGACCUUGAUUCGAAAAGUCUGUACUGUGGGCUGAAUUAUGGAUAUGCUGCAGCUCAGGCUUACACUGUUUAUCCAGACACAGACUUCCUCAAUCUGGCUGUGACCUUGUGGACUUCUGUGAGGAAAUAUAUGAUAUCUGAUGAGAAAGCUGCCUCGGGUACCACAGAAGUCAAGAACUUCAAUCUCUCAUCAUCAUGUCUGGGCGUAACUCUAGAAGGCGGCACCUUUUUGACCAGUGAUUCCAAUGACCCAAUACUCACUAGUCUAGCCUCUGGGUUCGUUUUCUUUUUGUUUUAUCAUUACCUCAUGGCCAACUCUGAGAAUUCAGCUUCUUUCUUCGUUUCUGCUCUAUUGGCAGAAGCAACAUCCAAUCAGACAUAUCUCGAUGCUGCCAUCAAGUUGGCUAAUUUUAUACAGAUGCAUCUUCUGGAUUCAUCUAAUAUCAUAGCUAUGUCAUCACAGUUAAAUGAAUCUUGCUCAGUGGAUUUGACAGCAUGCCCCUACAAUUCGGGGAUCUUUAUAGAAGGGUUGGUCGUCCUAGCUGACAUCACCCAUAAUGCAUCCACUAAAGCCUUAUUAAGCAGUACGAUUAGUAACGUUACAACUUACCCACAAUGGCAAGGAUUGGACGGAGUCAUCACUACUGAAACAACUGGAGGGCUUUACAUUGUAUGGGCCCUGGCAGCACUAUAUGAAUGCAACAUGACAUCCUCAGAUCUUCGAGAAUAUAUCAAGGAAUACAUUGCUUAUUUCACUCUGGUGCAGUAUAAUGCUGUCAUUAAUCAGACCACUUCAGGUGGAAGUAACAUCUACGGAUUACCCUGGACAGGAGCACAAAGCACCUUGUUCUCCAGUGCUGGCCAGACUGUAGCAAUAAGCUCAUUGCUUAGUGCAAUACAGCUUGCAGACGAUCAGCCAUCAUCGACAUUGAGUGAUGAUCCCACUUCUAGUGGCAUUCCAACUGGAGCGAUAGUCGGUGGUGUCAUUGGUGGACUAGUGGUCUUCACGGGUAUAAUCGUGGGCAUUGUUCUCCUGCGUAGAUGA
This is a messenger RNA of Desarmillaria tabescens, 1185 nucleotides long. RefSeq lists its product as uncharacterized. Bases 1 to 1185 code for a protein of 394 amino acids. The record is from RefSeq and is a predicted model, not a curated record. Gene Ontology annotation, biological process: carbohydrate metabolic process. The transcript is spliced from 9 exons. NCBI's taxonomy places the organism in Eukaryota, Fungi, Basidiomycota, Agaricomycetes, Agaricales, Physalacriaceae.